ACAUAUUCCUUACAGCUUGGUUAAAGGGACUGCAGGAGGUUGUCAUUCGAUCCUGUGGCUUACGGUAUUUAACUUUUGAUUCGUUUAAAGAAUUAUCAAGUGUUAGAAAAAUUGAUUUUGGUAGCAAUUUGAUAUCACGUUUUGUAGUGCCAGAACUUCAAAUGAAUACUUUAGAAGAGUUGAAUUUUACAGAUAAUAUUUUUGAAAAACUUCACAAUUUCUGCUUGAAUAAAACGGAAUAUAGAAUACCAGCGUUUCCAAAGCUGCAAAAACUACAUAUGGCAGUAAAUGAUUUGAUGGAUACAUCCGACUUUUUACAACAAAGGUUCUGUCUCCAACAAGUUAGAUUUCUGAACAUUUCAGACAAUUUAUUCCAAAAACUCACUCUCUUCGCGUUUUAUGGAAUGAUUUAUUUACAAACCUUAAUCAUAGAUGAUUUAUGUGCAGUUGUUAUGGACAAUACAUCUUUAUCAUCAACAUCUCUCCAAACCCUUUCUAUCGGACGUAUCGUGGAGAGAAAGGACAAAGAAUUCAGAAAUAUUUUCCUCAAUUGCCCAAACAUAAAGGUUUUACAAAUAAGGAAUACAGAUUUUUCAACAACUGACGUAAGAAAAAUGCUGGAACCUCUGAAAAGUUUGUCAUCUUUGACAAUUGUAUAUGGUGGGAUUCAACAAAUGACUUUCCUGAAUGAUUUUACAAACUUAACAUACAUAGACUACAGUUUUAAUAGAAUUAAAGAAAUUUCAGGAAACUUUUUUCAAAAUUUAACAAAAUUGAAUCAAUUUAUUCUUCAAAGCAAUGGUUUGAAUAACAUCAAUCAAACAUUUUUGCCCGAUUUCCUUUGGAAAAAGAAAAACUUCCUUCUUGAUGUAUCCUCCAAUCCCUUUGAUUGUGGAUGUCAACUGGAAUGGUUCAGAGUUUGGGUAGAAAACAACAAAGACAGGGUGAUUGGAUAUCCAAAUAAAUAUAUUUGCGAAUCCCCAUUAGAAUUAAAAGGAAGAAGCCUAUCCGAAUUUGAUCCAGCUUCAAUAUGUCACAAAAUAAACCCAUAUAUUAUACUAGCAUCAAUUUCCUGCGGACUUCUCUCAAUUCUUAUUUUCACUACAUCUCUCUUAAGAAAAUUUCGCUGGGAUAUUAGAUAUUACAUUUACAUUUGCAGAAAUAGAAAACCUAUGGGUUACAAAAGGUUUACCGAUGACGAAGAAUAUUUAUAUGAUGCUUUCAUUGCGUAUAACACGAACGAUAGAAAAUGGAUAAUGUCUGAACUGGUUCGAAUGCUAGAAAGAAACCACAAAUAUAAACUCUGUCUGCACGAGAGAGAUAUCAUUCCAGGCGGUGUUUAUGUGGAUGACAUUCUAGAGAGCAUUGACACAAGCAGGAAGUUAAUUUUAGUGCUGUCAGAUAACUUUAUGGACGAUCAAUGGUGUAAGUAUGAAACAGCUCUAGCAAGUCACACUUUGGCAGAUGGUGAUGGUCACAAGCUUUUUCUAAUUUUGUUGGGGGACAUUCGUUCUGAACACAUCAACAGCUCCUUGAAAGUGCUCCUAAACUCUACCUCCCAUGCGAGGUGGCCGGAAAAGAAAACUGACCAGAGAAUAUUCUGGCAAACUGUUAAGCAAUUCAUGGACAAUAACUGA
Molecule: messenger RNA, 1637 nt
Organism: Saccostrea echinata
Lineage: Eukaryota; Metazoa; Mollusca; Bivalvia; Ostreida; Ostreidae
Product: toll-like receptor 2 type-1
Exons: 1
Coding region: 162-1637 (491 amino acids)
Biological process (GO): inflammatory response; toll-like receptor signaling pathway; immune response
Cellular component (GO): membrane
Molecular function (GO): transmembrane signaling receptor activity
Source: RefSeq, a predicted model, not a curated record